Lontra canadensis (Northern American river otter) is the source of this 1297-nucleotide messenger RNA. RefSeq names its product transmembrane protein 253 (gene TMEM253). The transcript is spliced from 7 exons. The coding region runs from base 151 to 765 and encodes 204 amino acids. Lineage: Eukaryota; Metazoa; Chordata; Mammalia; Carnivora; Mustelidae. The record is from RefSeq and is a predicted model, not a curated record.
AUCUUUGCCAAGACAAGUUUGUCGUCCUCGUCGUCUGCUCUGAGCUACUGGACCCUGCCAGGAGCUCCAGGCCCGGCUGGGUCCCAUCAUUUUGGAGUAGCACCUUCAGACUAGCCUAGAAAGCACCGAACUCCAGUGGUCAGCGGAGCCAUGGAGGAGAGAGCUGCUCAGCGGGAGCAGGAAAGACCCAGUCUUCGUCUGGAAAAGCUACAGCACUGGGCAAAGCACAGGCAGAGCGGGCACCUCUUGGUGCUGGCGGUGAGCCAGCUAUGGCUGGCAGUGGCUGUGGUGCCCUUUGCUAUCUCCGUUGCCUGCAUGAACUCUGCCUGUCACAUGGCCACAGCACUGCCACUUGGGCCUGGAGCAUUGGGUCUCCUCACUGCGAUUGUCACUCUUGAGCUGCGCAGAGCACCCCGCCUCUGGAAGGUGCAGGCCAUGAUGAUACUCAACAUCUUCAGUCUGAUCUUGGGCUUCAUCGUGGUGGUGGUCGACAUAAUGAAGACAGCCUUGGGGGCUGCCUCAGCUGCCCCCUCCCAGCAGGCUGGCUUGCUGGCGGUGGAGCUAGGCACUGAGGCCUUCACCCUAGGGGGAGUGCUGGUCUCGGCAUACUCACUAUUCCUGCUGAGCCAGAGGAAGCCGGGAUGCUGCAGGAACCGGAGUCUGCUCUACCAAGAGCUGCAGGAGGGUCUGUCUGAGUUGGAGGAAGUUGCUGCUUUGGAGAAUGGUACCACUGUGGCCAGCACAGCAAAUGCAACAAAUGAGUGAGCUACAAGGGCAGGCAAGCAAGUCCUGCUCCACUAACCUGGCAAAGGGCGUUGUCCAGGCCCUCCUGCCCCCCACCCCACAAAACUCAGAAGCUAGAUGGAGUCCUCUGAGACCUACAUGAAGUCCGGUGGAGUACCUUCAGUUUUCAUCCAGAGUAGGCCCCUUGCUCUUCCCUUCCCCACAAGAGGAAGCUAUACCUAAACCGGAGCCUUCCCUCACCUCACUGCCCUGAAAAGCUGCCCUCCUGCGGAACAUCCUUAAACCAAUUUUCAGCUGUACCCACUUCCUUCCAUCUUUCCCCUCCAUACCCAUCGCCUCCCCAUAUAGCUUCACAUCUGCCUCGUCUCACUACUUUCUCUUCUUUCCACCUCUCACAAUCCCAUCCAACUCCAAGCCCGGGGUCCCGCACAAGCCCAUUCUCAGAAAUCAGUUCAUGGGUGCUUUAGUUUUCUCCCUCCGAGCCUGUUCCUUUCUACUCUAGCGAAGACUACAAGUCCCGGGAUGCCCCGCUGCCUCCGUGGCCUGAUGGGAA